AUGCUAGCAGAGUGCUUCGCUAAUAGCUUGUCCCGCAGCGCGAACACGUCCCAGCGCACGAUAUCGCUGCUGAUGGCUAUCAAUUUGAGGACUUGGUUACCCGUCACGGCCGUCGACAAGGGGGGACUACAUUGGUCAGGAUCUCGGACGGGGGAAAGCGAAGCCAGUGGCAGCGAGACCGACGCUAUGGGCGCAGCUACGGCGACAGACAUUGCAGCGGUUGAUGAACUGCUUGGCGAAUGGACGACCUUGGAUAUCAGACCUCAGACAUCUCGAGUAAGGUCUUAUCCUCGUCUGAAGGAUCCUCGUAAGGACAGAAGGUACUAUGUCUAA
Saxophila tyrrhenica is the source of this 333-nucleotide messenger RNA. RefSeq lists its product as uncharacterized. The coding region runs from base 1 to 333 and encodes 110 amino acids. Lineage: Eukaryota; Fungi; Ascomycota; Dothideomycetes; Mycosphaerellales; Extremaceae. The transcript has 2 exons. The record is from RefSeq and is a predicted model, not a curated record.